This is a messenger RNA of Cynoglossus semilaevis (tongue sole), 3155 nucleotides long. RefSeq names its product KH domain containing, RNA binding, signal transduction associated 1b (gene khdrbs1b). The transcript is spliced from 11 exons. Gene Ontology annotation, molecular function: mRNA binding; poly(A) binding. NCBI's taxonomy places the organism in Eukaryota, Metazoa, Chordata, Actinopteri, Pleuronectiformes, Cynoglossidae. The record is from RefSeq and is a predicted model, not a curated record. Gene Ontology annotation, biological process: regulation of alternative mRNA splicing, via spliceosome. Gene Ontology annotation, cellular component: nucleus. The coding region runs from base 1027 to 1944 and encodes 305 amino acids.
CUUCCGGGUCCCGUAAUGUAGCAAUAUGGCGCUGUGUGAAAGCACAGAGAGAGAAAAAAGUUUGUUAUUAUUGCUACGGGACGUGUUUCCAUCUUUGGUUCUCUUCACUUUGGCUGUUAACGCGUCAUGUGAAAGACAAGUCUUCAACAGAGCGUGCGGACUUCUUUUAGGACACAGGAAGUUUGAGCCCAUGACAAAAGAACAGCCCCUGAGUGAAAAAAGGAAGCAGAAGAGAGUGUGGAUGAUUGACUACAGCCAGAACAGGUGGUAGUGUUAUUGCGUUUACUUAAUUCGUCUUUGCAGAAGUGAAAGAAGCGGAGAAGAUGGAGACAUCAGGGCCAAAAGAAGAGGUUUAAUGAAGUUGUUCCACUCCUGAUGAUGGGACCUUUGUUGAAUCCUGUGAGCACAUGUGGUUGACAGAAGUAGUGUUGCAUGUGACCCAAACCAUUCUGAUGAGGAUUGCAAUGACACAUCAGACUCCAUCAGUUAGAACUGAAGAAGGCUCUUGGAUGAGAGGCCGAACGUCAUCUUGACGUUGCCUGACGUAACUCUUUAACCUUGAACCUGGAUGACUGAGAAUCUUAGUAGACAACUCUGAAGUCGGAGCGUUCUGACGUCAGAGUUAGUGUGGAGCUGUGCCUGCUGAUUAAUGAAGACAGCAAAAAUUAAACCUAAAACACUUGACAAGAAACUAUCCGAAAAGCCCGCCCCCUACAGUUGACCGCUGACAUUCAUAAUGGCCUGCAAUGUUAACAAGAGUGGAACAGGUAAUGAAACAAACACAAGGCAUAUUUUAAGCACAAAACGAAAUGACCAGGUUAAAUAACAGAAGCGAGCUAAGGAAACAUUGUCUCCCUCCUACAGGAAGGUGUCACUCACCUAUGCUCACCUGGAACUUGACAGAGAGGGCGAGAGAGAGAGAGAGAGACCAAGGCCACAUACAGGCACAGGGGUCGUAACUAAAUCGAUAGGAUCCAGAAAGGCGAGCCUAAAAAGGAGGCAGAAGCAUACCUGGACCUGUUCACAAUGAAGAAUAUCAAACUUAAGGAACGAGUACUAAUACCUGUCAAACAGUAUCCGAAGUUCAAUUUUGUCGGGAAGAUUUUGGGACCUCAGGGCAACACAAUCAAAAGACUACAGGAGGAAACUGGAGCCAAGAUCUCUGUGCUGGGCAAAGGAUCCAUGAGAGACAAAAACAAGGAGGAAGGCUUGAGAAAAGGAGGCGAGCCCAAGUACGCACACCUGUCCAUGGAGCUGCACGUUUUCAUCGAGGUGUUUGCCCCCGUUCCCGAGGCUUACAUGCGCAUGGCGCACGCCAUGGAGGAAGUCAAGAAGUUCCUGUUUCCUGAUAUGAUGGAUGAUAUCUGCCAGGAGCAGUUCAUGGAGAUGAGCUACCUGAACGGAGGUCAGGAGCACGGGGCUCGGGGCCGAGGGGCCAUGGCGGUCAGGGGUCGCGGUCUUCCUCCUGCUGGAAUGCAUAGGGGCAGAGGAAUGCCUCCCCGUGGUGCCCCUGCCAGAGGUGGUGUGAAUCGAGGCGGACCGGCCAGAGGUGGCGCAAUGAGGGGAGCCCCGGGGGGCCGCGGAGUACCCCCUGCCGCACCGGUAAGAGGAGCCGCCGCUACCCGCGCCAGGCCACCUGCCGCCGUGCCCCCUCAGAGGAUGGCGCCCACAACCCACACGGCCGCAGCCUCCGAGAACUACGGCGAAUAUGGCUACGACGAGAACUACACAGACGCAUCCUACGAGUCGUAUGACAACUAUUACACUCAGCCGCAGGGAGAGCCGGAGUACUAUGACUACGGGCACGGAGAGACCACAGAAUCGUACGAAUCAUACGGGCAGGAUGAUUGGAACGGAACCCAGCAGCUAGGUCAGGCGAAGGCUCCUCCCCCCUCCAGAGGCUCCAAGACGACUUACCGGGAUCACCCUUACCGACAGUACUGAAGCAGACCCGCUCCCAAAAGUGUUGCCGUGACUACCAACUGUCUACAAUGGCAGCUCUCGCUUUAAGCAACCCGACAAAAGUAAUUGUCCGUUUUGUCUUUGGUUUGGUCUUUUUUCCACACCGGACUUUAUACGAGAGAGAGCACAAUACUAGGAACUGAAAAAUCCUGUUUUUUAAAAAGAUUCGCCCGCUAACUCCCUCCAAUACUUUGGCGCGCCAACCGACCUGCCAACCAAAGCGGCUUUUAGAUGGAUUACAGUGAAGUUGGCGACAAUUUUUUUUCGUGUUCUUUUUUUAUUUUGGAAUUCUGUUUCUGUUGCUGUAUUUUUUUUCUCUUUCUUUCUUUCCUCUUACCCCUUUUUUAACCUCCUUCUGGCUUUUUUUGCAUUGUUGAUCAGUGGGUUUUUUUUCCGUUUUUUUACUGUUCCGGGAGUAGGUCUUUCUAGUGGAAUUAGUGGCUCAUUACCCACCUGUCUAAGGAGUCAUUAUACUUGUUUAUAAAUAAAAAAAAUCUGUUGAGGGUCAGUUGCAGAUUCCCAUUUAGGCUACAUUUCAAAAUUCUUUCUAAUAUAGCUCGAUUAAAAACCCUUAAACUCUCAAUUAUGUAAUAUAGAAACAAAAACGGACUAAAAUAAGAAGAGAAGAAAAAAAAAAUGAAUCAAUGUAAAAGAAAUCAUUUCAAUUCCUACAUUGUUUUUAAAUAGUUCUAAAACAUUGUGCAUCUAGUCGGACGCAUCAAUAUUUGUCAUUGUACUUUAGAGUUUUGAAAUAUAGCCCUAAUAGACACUGUUGAGAUGGACUGUCCUCAAAUCCUCAAUUUGACUCAUAUGUUUAAAAAAAAAAAAAACAACUAAUUUUAAGAUUUCUGAAGAUCAACUGUUGUGCUUAACAAACAAAAAAAAAAAGUUCAGGUCCUUAUUUUGGGGGAUCUGAUUCUUCAUAAACUGCAUGCCCAAAAUACUGAAAGGAUUGGGACAAAAAUCUCCACAUGGGUCUUCUCUUUCUACAGAGAAGGGAUCCUGCAGCUCAAUCCGAACAUAUUGUACAUAUUUUAAAACUAACUGUACUCACUCUGCCACCAAGUAUCUGUACCCUCUCCAUAAAAUGCAUUAUGCUACAUGUGUAAGCUUGCCUAAAUAGGAUACUAAAUCUGUCCAAAAGAUGUUUUGCAGCGGUUUGUCAAUAAAGCUUAGAUUGUUUUUUUAUGAAA